UUUCUUGAGCUGUUUGUGUCACUUUCUAAAAAAAAUCUUAACCCUCACCUUAUCUAAUCCUAACCACACUGUUAACUUCAUGCCUGGCCUUAAAUGAAGAUCAGAUUGCCAGUUUUCUUUCUCCAACUUAAAUUUUGUGGUUAUGUCAUCUAAUUUUUGAGAAGUGGAAACAAACUGAGUUACGAGUGGUGUAGUGACUACCUGAGGCAAAACAGUGACCGCUCUCUACCUCGAGGAAACGUGAAGUAUUUUGCCUAUUCUGCAGCGACAAACUAAACAGACAUGACUCCGGCUGUUGGAAAAAAGGCCACUGGGCUUAUAGCUGCCACUUUCACACCGCUCACUCCCGAAGGUGAAAUUAACCUAGCAGAGAUCGGACCCUACGUUGAUUACCUGUUAGAGCAGCAAGGGGUUAAGAGUAUAUUUGUCAACGGCACGACCGGAGAAGGCAUGUCUCUCACUGUGGAAGAAAGGAAGAUGCUGGCAGCGGAGUGGUGUAGUAAGGCAAAAAACAAGCUAGAAAAUGUCAUAGUGCAUGUAGGCUGCAUGAGCCUGAAGGACUCCCAGGAACUGGCACAGCAUGCUGGUGAAAUCGGUGCUGAUGGGAUAGCAGUGAUCUCACCUUCUUUCUUUAAACCUGCCACUGUAGGUGCGCUGAAGAUGUUCCUCCAGGAAGUGGCUGCAGUCGUCCCUGCGGUGCCCUUCUACUAUUAUCACAUUCCAGCCAUGACAGGGGUCCACUUGCGAUCAAGGGACGUGUUGGAGGGGAUCGACGCGGAGAUCCCCUCAUUCAGGGGCCUGAAGUUUAGCGGAAGUGACCUGAUGGACUUUGGCCAGUGUGUCAGCUACAGCCCGUCUCACUGGUCACUCUUAUACGGCAUGGAUGAACAACUGCUAGGAGCUUUGGCUAUGGGUGCCAAUGGUGCAGUGGGAAGCACAUACAACUACCUGGGCAGCAGUGUGAACAGACUCAUAUCAGCCUUCAAUAAAGGGGACCUCACUAUGGCCAGGACUUUACAGUUCCAAGUGCAAGAUAUCCUCUGUUAUGCAAUGGACUGUGGGUUUGACUUGGCUGUCAAUAAGCAGCUGAUGAGUGAAGUGUCAGGACUGGUUCUGGGCCCUCCGCGCCUGCCCCUGCUACCCUGCCCCCAGUCCAAGGCGGUCUCCAUUGCACGGAAACUCAAACAGGUCCUGGGUGUGCAAUGACAGCAGCUCCGGGGCUUCACUUUGUAGUCUGUCUGGGAGUUUUAGAGUCAGUAAAAACACUAAUGCAGGAACUGUGCCUUAAUAAUCGAGAGGAAGAUCAAGGAAUGCGAAUAGCUUAAUAACAAUCUAUAUACCGAAUGUAAUAACGGUUUACAAACUGAAAUUUAAAUAUGUAAAGAUACCUGCUUAAAGUUUGAUUUCACUGACUAUUGCCGGCACAAAUAUUAAAAAGAUGCAAAGAGCAUUCCAAGCAGUCCGAAAUGCCUAAAAACAUCACAAGUUUCUAAGAAUAGAACUGUCCAAGAUUCAGAGUGUCAUGAGAAUAGUGAUUCUAAGGGAACCAUUAGACUGGAUUGUACAGAUUGGCUACAGUUACAGAGGGACUGUUAUCUUCAUUGUUUGUUUUCUUUUCAUCCUUGUUGUUUACCAGAAAAACACAUGUUUCUGUGACCAUUACAUUUCAUACUGUAUUAGAUUGUGUAUAACAUAUACUGCAGUUUUGAUUUACUCAGGCUAUGUUAAAUUGGUCUUAAAGUGUGAAAUGAACUCUUUCCAGUAUUUUGGCCUGGAUAAUGUAUUAAAAAUAGCCUUUGAUUUCAGUUUAUUACAGCAUAGAUACACUUGUGGGAGUAAAAGGGACCUAUAAACAAAACUUGAAUCAUUUUUGUAAACACAGCCUUAGUACAUAUGGAUGAAAAAUAUCCACUGUUUUUACUUGUUUUGGAAUACUAGCAUCUAUAAAUGUUCUCUGAUCAUU
Esox lucius (northern pike) is the source of this 1963-nucleotide messenger RNA. RefSeq names its product N-acetylneuraminate pyruvate lyase (dihydrodipicolinate synthase) (gene npl). The coding region runs from base 283 to 1206 and encodes 307 amino acids. Lineage: Eukaryota; Metazoa; Chordata; Actinopteri; Esociformes; Esocidae. The record is from RefSeq and is a predicted model, not a curated record. The transcript is spliced from 12 exons. Gene Ontology annotation, biological process: N-acetylneuraminate catabolic process. Gene Ontology annotation, molecular function: 4-hydroxy-tetrahydrodipicolinate synthase activity; N-acetylneuraminate lyase activity.